This is a messenger RNA of Miscanthus lutarioriparius, 1905 nucleotides long. The record is from the annotation of a GenBank genome assembly. Lineage: Eukaryota; Viridiplantae; Streptophyta; Magnoliopsida; Poales; Poaceae.
AUGGCCGCAACGCCGGAGGACGUCGCGGAGCCCGAGCCCUUCUCCCCCUCGGUCUUCCUCGACCUGCCUCCGACGCCCCAUCCCCAACCCGACGGCGACGGCGAGGACCUGCAGGCCUCGUCGGACGACAUGGUGCUCCCCUUCAUCCGGCGCAUGCUCAUGGAGGAGGAGGAGGACACCGACGACAACAUCUUGUACCAGCAGUACCCCGACCACCCUGCGCUCCACCUGGCACAGCAGCCCUUCGCACAGAUCCUCUCGGCGGGCUCCACCUCCACUGCGACACACACGCACGCCGCCGCCAACGAGUCUGCUUCCGGCUCGUCGGCCACCACCAACUCCAACGGAGCCCCCGCAUUCGCCAACGCUACCUGGCCAUAUGAUCCAGUCGAGCUCUCCCAGCUGCUCCUCUGUAGGACACGCUCCGGCACGGGAGCCGGACUCGACGGUUUCACCGGCGGUGAUGCCAACAACUCCUUUUCCUCGCCGGGACAAGGCAGCGCCAGUGCGUGCGGCCAGGCCCGCGCGUUCUUCAAUGGCGGCGACACGGCCACCAUCCAGAGCUCGAUCCUCGGAUACGGGGUGGGGGUUACCAUGGACAUGCUCAACCAGGCGUUCCUCAAGGGAAUGGAGGCCAACAAGUUCCUGCCCACCACCACCAUCGCCAUUAUUGGAGUCGACGGCGACGCCACCUCCAAAGAGAACCUGCCCAUCAGGGAAGGCAGCAUGCUGCCUCGUGUCUUUGCCUUACCCAACACCAACAGUGUGGUGGAUGGCAGAGUCAGCGGCAGAGGCUGCAAGAACCGGCACAACUGGGAUGACUUGGACGACGACGCCGAGACCGACAGGAGGAGCAACAAGCUGCUGGCACCUGAGCUGGAGGAGAACAGCGAGCAGGUCGACGACGUGUUCGUCAAAGGAUACGAGAUGGCCAUUGAGAAAAUGCAUGGCCUGAGCAUCAGCGACAACAACAGCGAGCAGGUCGACGACGUGUUCGUCAAAGGAGAACAGCGAAGAGGAAGUCAGCAGCGCAGGCCAACGAGGCGGUGGACCACUGGACCUGCGCACCUUGCUCACCCACUGCGCGGAUGCCGUGUCCACGGGCAACCGCCGCAGCGCGGCCGAGGGGAGACGCCUCACAGAGGCUGGCGCACUGUUUCGCCCAGGCGCUCGAGGCGCGGUUCGCCGGCACGGGGGCGCAGGGCCUACAAGCUGUACCUGGAGGUUUGCUCCUUCAAGAUGAUCGCGUUCAGGUUCGCCCACAUCGCCAUCUGCAAGGCCAUUACAGGGAGGAAGAAGGUGCACAUCGUGGACUACGGUGAGCAUCACGGCUUCCACUGGCCACCUUUGCUGGAGGCGUCGAAGGAUCGGGACGGCGGGCCGCCGGAGGUUCCGCAGCGUCGUCGCGUCGAAGUGGGACUGUGGGAGAUGGUUUGCGCCGACGACUUGGACAUCGAGCCUGACGAGGUGCUCAUCGUCAAUGGCCUGUUCCAUUUCGGGAAGCUGAUGGACGAGGGCGUCGACAUUGACAACACAAGCCCUAGGGAUAUGGUCCUGUACUGCUACUCAGCGAUGUUUGACAUCAUGGAUGCAACGACUCCACGGGACAACGAAGAACGCUUGCUGGUUGAGCAGGACAUCCUGGGGUGUUACGUCUUGAAUGCCAGUGCCUGCGAGGGCUCAGAAAGGGUGGAGCGUCCGGAGACAUAUAAGCAAUGGCAGGUGCGAGGCCACCGUAUUCUGAAGGAUGGCUACCACAAGGACUUUGUGGUCGAUGUGGGUCAACAGUGGCUCCUUCAAGGGUGGAAGGGGCGUAUACUCUAUGCCAUGUCGACAUGGGUUGCAGAUGAUGCUAUCUCACAUAGUUGUAGCCAUCCAUUCAACAAGCACGAUACAUGUUUCUGA